AUGACAUCGCUUGCAUACGCACAAUACACUGUCGACUCUGCUCCCAUCGAGGCUCUAAGUGAACCUCCUUCAAACCACUCUAUCUCCCCACCUCUUUCAACUACGUCAUCCGACAACGAUAUACCUACUCGCGGUCGCUUAGACGCCACCAGACCUAAACUUGGAAGUCGUAAAAGCAGCGGCACCAUGAUUAUCCCUAGAGACAGCCCGCGUGUCGAGAUGGCACCUGGCGAAGAAGAAUACGAGCCUGAUGAUGUUCGAAGCAUGAGCCCCAGACGAACGAGCGAAGUCAUCGAGAAGCUGGGCGAGGAUGCUCGACGGAAUCUCAUCGAGCAAGCACAAGCACUCAGAGCAAGUCUCAUGGCAAUUGUCGACCGUGUCGAAGCUGUCAAGAUUGAGCACGAAAAGCUCGAAGGCGGCAACAAAUUCCUCCAAUCGUACAUUGGCGAAUUAAUACAGACCAGCAAAAUCACAUCAGCGGCUCCACCUAAAAAGGGCAAGAGUCGCAAUGUGAAGUAA
This is a messenger RNA of Aureobasidium melanogenum CBS 110374, 519 nucleotides long. RefSeq lists its product as uncharacterized. The record is from RefSeq and is a predicted model, not a curated record. Lineage: Eukaryota; Fungi; Ascomycota; Dothideomycetes; Dothideales; Saccotheciaceae. Gene Ontology annotation, cellular component: trans-Golgi network. Bases 1 to 519 code for a protein of 172 amino acids. The transcript has 3 exons.